Messenger RNA from Nylanderia fulva, 2827 nucleotides. RefSeq lists its product as uncharacterized. The record is from RefSeq and is a predicted model, not a curated record. NCBI's taxonomy places the organism in Eukaryota, Metazoa, Arthropoda, Insecta, Hymenoptera, Formicidae.
CGUGACUCCUCGCGACGAGAAUACUCCGAGAGAUCGAACAGCGGAGUUCGAAUAACGAUGAAGCGUGAUUCGACGACGGUCCGUCCAGAGUCGCUAUGCAAAAUUCCUGACUUGCCGCCGACGCCGACGCCACCACGAUCUGAAGUGAGGAAAGAAACGUCAAAGCGACAACAUUAAAACGCGUUUCGCGAAAACGUGCGCGUAGCCGAAAAAAAUUUUCUCAUUUUUUUCGUCCCACCUGUACGAAACCAACAUAAAUGCGCGAGCGACGAAUUUUCGCGGGUAAAACAGCAGAGUCCCGGAAUUCGAGCGUCUUCUCUCCCGCGCACGAGGAAGCGUCCCCGAAUUCUGAUUUUUAGGUUAUACGCGGAAAGGCGUCUGGUGACAGGUGACAGCCAAAUGUAAACUGACGUGUAACUUAGUACGGGGAGAGCGGACCUUCGCUCGUGUGCAGACUUGGGGCCCGUGUCUCCCGGAACUACCUGGGGAUAUGUAUUGGAACAGGACGACAGCCGGCGCCGUCCGCGAGGAGAUGCCGCUGAGCUCGAUCUGUCACGUCGCGAGCACGUCGUCUCCCACGGCGGAGAGCGUGAACCCCGGCACGAGCGCGCAGAUCACGUCGACCUGCUGCACCCCGCCGCCGUCCUACCACAAUAUAAAUCUUCCCCUGGGACACCCUUCCACGUUGACCAACGAACGCGGCGCGCCGCCCUCGUACGAGGAGGCGAUAGACCCCAAUGCACCACCACCGUCUUACGAUUCUUUAUUCGGUCGUAUGAGAGAGGCACGUAAAAUAUCCAAGGGAAUAUUCGACUUUUUGAAAAACAUCGUUUUCUUACUCUUGGGCACAAUCGGAUGUACCAUCAUUCUUGGAGUUACAAUAGUGGUACCGAUCUGUAUGAUGGUGAUCGGUGGACUUUAUCUUUAUGACUGUCCACAGGGUGAAUAUAUUCCUGUGUACUUGUUAGUGGGCGGAGGAUUUGGAGUAUUUAAACAAUUGUUAACUCUGUCGGCCAGAGUACGCCAACGUCAGGAGGAGAGAGACGAAGAAAGAAUCAGACAAUCGCCUACACAGACUCUGAUCAAUUGUUUUAUGCUCGGAUGGUUCAUUAUUGGUUCUAUGUGGGUAUACAAGGAAUACGAACCGAAUUAUGAUCCAGCAUUGGGGAAGUAUUGCAACAAGACAUUGUACUUAUUCGCCUUCUGGCUGAUUACAUCGGUCUACAUAUGUCUGGGUAUCAUAACGGCCGGCCUGUGCAGUAUUUCCGUAGCUAGCAUCGCGUUUCAGAGACCAUCGCCGGACUUGAUGUGAGAUUUGAGUGUGGCUUAAUCGCUUUGUCCAAACGCAUCCAUGAAACAGACAUCCAUGAGACAUACAUUUAGGAUCUUCCAUAUUUGACACGACCGUAUUUAUUGAUAAAAGGAGAAAAACGUUACGGAUACUAAGAACGCAUAUGAUUUUUCCAUCUCUCAUGAGAACAUCAUAUACCUAUCUGGGAUCGAUAAAUACGAAAAGAGAAGAGGUAAUGUGCUCACUCUUUUAAACAUACUAGAUAUUAAAUAAUAGCUCGGAAGAGAGAAUAUUAAAAAUAAUAUGGAAAGCUCCGAUUUGUAUAUAAAUAACGAAUAUAUGAAUCUCAUAUUUGGGGAGCAAAGCGACGAAAGUCACACUCACUUGAGAAUGGCGUAACAUCGUCCACCGAGUCGCUUCACGAAGGGCGCAAAAAUUUCGUCCACCUUUCACGUACCUGAAAUGCUUAAACGACUAUUUCGAAGGAAAUCGUUAGCACGUUAAACGCACAUAAAAUACUCUCGCGCACGGUACGAAUUUCGAACAAGAGAAAUCGUUCAAACGACUGUUCACGGCUAAGCGCGAUUAUUCCCCGUAAAUUACUCAAUUUUGUCGCGGGACGUAAUUUUCGCGACAUCGUAGAAUCGAGAGAACUGGAGGAAAAUAAUAAAACGAUAAACAUCGAAGUCAAGUUUGUCUCUCGGUCUGGACAACCUCUCGACGCAGGAACGAAGGGGGUAGGCGAGAGAAAGCAAAGCAAAACUUCGACCGGCUGUGUGUACAUCUUAUUCGCGGAUUACUCGCGAAUUUUUUUAUCUUGUGCCAAGUUGGAUAGACGCGGAGUCACAGACCAAAGUAUUUUGCUAUCAACAAAGUGUUGCUCGCCUGUCAGCGCGCGCUUUAUCGCGGUUUCUAUAUUAAAUUCGUUAUAAACUCGUCCGGGAUUUUUAAGGCCGAGUUGGGUGCAAGCUCGCACUAACGCUUACAUGGCGGGAUACGCUUUGGUACGACGGUCUAACAUAAUUCUACGAUAACAUAAAUGUUAGUCAUCGCACAUCCUUCUCUCGAUAUACUUCUUAUCUGUAUUAAGCACUUUACGGACUUGACUACAUAAUAGCGUACGCACGUAACUUCGCUUGCUCGUAACUUAUUGUUAAAAAGACUGCGAACUGUGCGCGUGACAAUUUCUAUAUAUUUAUUCUGCCCUCUCUCCUCCGUCCUUUUAUGCCUCUAAUCUUUAUUGGACCUUUACGUUUCGAUACGAUUCGUUUUCCUAUAGAAAGAGGAAGUCGCGUAACACGCGAUCAAAGAUUCAUGUUUUUUUUUGUUUCUGUUUUGAUUUUUCCAACAAUCUUUAUAAUUACAUUAAAAAACGACGCAAUAUUCGUCAGUAUUGUUGGAGCUUGCUAUUUUUCAAAAAAAUCAGUACGCUCCAUCGCGUCGUGCAAUAUAUGACGAUGUUGACAUGUGAAAUUUUGUGAUUCGAUUAAACAAUUGUAUUUACCAAGUGUAUAAUAUAUUAUUGUACAUAUUAUA